AUGGAAGCCAUGGAACGGAGAGGAAAGUUGGCGGCGAUCGCUGCUAUCAUAUUCAUCGUGUUUUGGUCGCAAUGUCGAGGAGUGGAAGGUCAGAGGAACAACACGAAGAUGUCGUAUGUGUGCCCCCCGCAGUUCAUCAGGCUGGGACACAGCUGCUACUACUUCAGUGAGAACAAGGCCACUUGGCAGAACGCACUCUUCGCAUGCACGAAGCCACGCCGGCCCCCGCGGUCGCUCGCCAACCGAUCGCAAAGCGCGCGGGUGCCACCCGCCGAGGCUGCGGGUAACCGCGGCCCGCGCGAUUCUACUAGUUGCCCGCCGGUACAACGGGAGCCGCAUACAACCGCGUACUCCGCGGGCGUGACUUACGUGCGUGUGUUCUUAGACAUGUUUGACGAAAAUCGGUUGAGCCGUUUAGAAGUUAUGGGGGGUAUGUCCAUCUUUAUCAACUUGAUGCUGUUGAGGUAA
Messenger RNA from Spodoptera exigua (beet armyworm), 468 nucleotides. NCBI's taxonomy places the organism in Eukaryota, Metazoa, Arthropoda, Insecta, Lepidoptera, Noctuidae. The record is from the annotation of a GenBank genome assembly.